AUGGAUAACUCGGCCAAGAUGGCACCACAAACCUCGCUGUUCCAGGUGUAUCUACGCCUUCGCCCGCCAUUCCAACUCCCGCAGACAAAGCAAAAAUCUGAACCGUGGCUCAUCGUGGAACCGCCGAGUUCGCCGGCCGAUAGCGAUGCAGCUCCAGGCAAUCCCUUCUCAAGCCACAUAACGCUGCAACCUCCCAAUGACUCGAGAAAGCGCGCAAUCGAAAGAUUCGGGUUUACCAAGGUGUUCCAGGAAGAGGCGACACAAUUAGACAUAUUCGAUGAGACUGGUGUCGCAGAUACAGUCAAGAGCGUGCUGCAGACUGGAAGAGAUGGUCUUGUUGCUACACUGGGAGUCACAGGCAGUGGGAAGAGCCAUACGAUCCUGGGAUCCAAGUCUCAGCGAGGACUCACACAGAUGACUCUCGACCUUCUCUUCAGAUCAAUUGGCGAGCACAUACGUCGACCGCACCACCCAGAUCUCCCCACGGAUACCAGUCUCCUGUCCUCUCUCCAGUCGUCUGACCCCACAGAGGCCCAGAUCUGGUCGGCCACCACUUUCCUUGAGUCAAUCUACAGCGAUGGCGACCGAGCCAGACUAUCACGAGCGCAGACGCCCAUGUCAAGAGCUCAAACCCCCAUGAUGGUAGGCAUUAGCAAGAAUGAGCUUCCCGGCUCCUUUCCCGCAUCUCCCCGAACCCACACACAUACCAGCUCUGUGGAAAACCCAUCGCCGUUAGCAUUCGUGCCAGACCACUUCACCGGUAGUUCUCUGUCGACCGUGCAUUUGCUGCCGAGUGUGUCUGAGACGGUUCCUUCGCCCGAGAAGGAACCCUGGCGGCCGCCGUCCAAAGUCCCGUUUUUGAGUCGUUUGAGAAGCUUGAAGAAGUCACCUGCUAAAUCUAUGGUCGUAAAGGAAUCUAUCGGCCACCCUGUCCGAAGGCCUCCUCUGCCUCGACCGUCCACAUUCCCACAGAUUCCUGACAUCGGAGCCUUUACUGUGAACAUCGAACAACAAGCCGAGUACGUUGUCCUCGUCUCCAUGUAUGAGGUAUACAACGAUCGCAUUUUCGACCUGCUGUCGAAUCCCACAUCGCCGAAUGCACCCCCCACUUCCACCCAGCGAGGAGCGGCACUCCAAAGGGGCUUACUCCGGCGUCCACUGCUGUUUAAGAAUACCGAAAUGUCUCCAGACAUGAAAGUUGUUGCUGGGCUCCGGAAAGUUGUGUGUGGAAGCUACGAUGAAGCAAUGAUGGUUCUUGAGACGGGUCUCACCGAGAGAAGAGUCGCAGGAACGGGAAGCAACAGCGUCAGCUCCAGGAGUCAUGGCUUCUUUUGUAUCGAAGUGAAGAGGCGAGCGAGGACAAACUACAAUGAUGGGUAUUUGAUGGCCUGUCAUUCUCCCUGGACGGGUGGAACCAUGACUAUCUGUGAUCUGGCCGGCUCCGAACGUGCUCGCAACGCCAAAACUACCGGAUCGACACUGGCGGAAGCAGGAAAGAUCAACGAGAGCUUGAUGUACCUUGGGCAGUGUCUUCAAGUCAUCAACGACUGCCAACAGGAAGGGAGCAAGCCUAUCGUUCCCUUUCGGCAGUGCAAGCUUACCGAGCUCCUAUUUUCCAACUCGUUCCCCUCGUCCAACCAUGCUGCCCCGUACAAACCACCGCAGAAGGGUGUGAUGAUUGUGACAGCUGAUCCUCUGGGAGACUUCAAUGCCACGAGUCAGAUUCUGAGAUACGCAGCCAUGGCUCGAGAGGUGACCGUGCCUAGGGUUCCUAGUGUGACCAGCACGAUUUUGGCGGGGGCUCAAGGCAAAGCACUUCCAACUGGCCGGUGCACUCCACAAGAUGUUGCCAAUACGUAUUUCAUCACCAGAGAACUGGAACAGGCAACCCAUGAGGCUGCGAGACUAGCCGAGGAAUGCGAUUUCCUGGCUGUCAAACUCGCAGAAGAAGAAAUCAAGCGCACCGAGGCAGAACUCAAGCUGCAGGCCGCGGAAGAGAAGCUCGCGGUUAUGGAGCAAGAAGUCCGCGAGGAAUGCUGGACAGAGAUGGAGGAACGAUUGGACGAAGAGAGAGAAAGAUGGAGAGGGGCAUGGGAGCAGGAGAGACUGAGAGGGGAGGAGUACGUGGAUGGCAAGCUCGAAAUCCUCGAGAAAACCGCAAAGAUCACGAUCCACGAGGAUGCUCCUGGUGAUACCAGGAUCGAAGAGCUCGCGAGAGAAAACGAAAGCCUGAGAGCCAAAUUGCGAGCUCUGCAACAGGAGCUUCAAACAAAAAGCCCAACCAAGAAAUCGCGAGGCACGACCGCGGCCAAGUCGCCUGUGAAAGGAUUGGUCUUGCAAGAAUCGUCCAACAUGAAUAUUGCGACCAACCCUUUUCUGGCUUCGCUGAGAGCAUCGACCAAAGACAGAGACAGCGACGCAACACUCAAGCCCAGGAAGAGCGACGAUGGGCUGGACAUAUGUGAUGUUUCGCCACGGAAGCUGUCGUUGAGGAGCUCGAGUGUAACGAGGAUCUCGGUGCUGGAAGAGUCACAGUCCACCGCUGCUCCUGUUGUGAAGAAGCAGCGCAAAUUGACGACGCGCAAGUGGGAUCUUGGGGACCCGGAUGACCUUUAA
This is a messenger RNA of Fonsecaea erecta, 2616 nucleotides long. RefSeq lists its product as hypothetical. The coding region runs from base 1 to 2616 and encodes 871 amino acids. Gene Ontology annotation, molecular function: ATP hydrolysis activity; ATP binding; microtubule motor activity. Gene Ontology annotation, cellular component: microtubule; nucleus; kinesin complex. Gene Ontology annotation, biological process: microtubule-based movement. The transcript is spliced from 2 exons. Lineage: Eukaryota; Fungi; Ascomycota; Eurotiomycetes; Chaetothyriales; Herpotrichiellaceae. The record is from RefSeq and is a predicted model, not a curated record.